AUGACCCCACGUGACUCAACCAUAUUCAGCCCACUGUGGCAAAGACACGGAGACAACACGGUCCGAGGAAGUAAUUUUUAUUCCUAUUUCAUUUUUGCUUCAAAUACAGGAUUCAAACGAUACAUUAAUUCUAUUGAAAAAGAAUUUCUUCACAAAUGAUGUGGCCUGUUUCAUGCAAUGUGAAUUAUGUACUUAAUUAAGUAGCCUAGAGGGGUUCUAAGUGUUGAACAAUGGUCCAAUAACUUUGAGAAAGACAAACUAGCCUAUUUAAAUUUCAGGAAUAACACAGGUAUAACUUGGAUAUACGCGUCGCAUAACACUUACGGUAGAGUGCGAUGCUUUCAAGGGCCGAGAAAGCACUACUUGUCAGAAUAUGGGACAGAAUGCUACCAAUAGCGGAGGAUAUUGGUGCUGAGGCUCUUUUAAGAAUGUUUACGACAUUUCCGAAGACCAAAACCUAUUUUGCACACCUGGACAUCACUCCCAGAUCCAAACAGAUGCUUUCUCACGGGAAGAGGAUUGUGCAUGCAUUGCAUGAGGGAGCGAAAAACAUCAGCACACUAGCUACAACGCUGGCUCCCCUCAGUAGGUUCCAUGCCUACCAGCUGAGAAUAGAUCCCUCUAAUUUCAAGCUUCUAUCUCACUGCAUCCUUGUAACGCUGGCCUGUCGAAUGAAAGAUGACUUCACCCCAGUUGCACAUGCUGCCAUGGACAAGUUUCUAUCGGCGUUUGCAGCUGUGCUGGCGGAAAAGUACAGAUGAGGAUGUCGCAUAUGGAAAUCAGAGUGUGAAAGUCCGGCUUUAGAAAGUAAAAGUCUUACCAUACCUUUGUUCUAAACAUUCACCAAAUCAGAUGCUUGUAAUUAGCACAACUCACCAGCCAGGUAUGUCAGUUAGGAGGUCCAAUUGGUGAAAUCACCUGUGUUAAGUGAAUGCAUGGUAGGACUUUUACUUUCUGGUUCCGGAUAUUUACAACUAUGUUGGAAACGCACUGGUUUACUGUUUUUUUGCUUCCAAUCUGAUGAAAGUAUAAACAAAAUGUGCUGCAAUUUUUUGUAAUAAAACA
Messenger RNA from Sardina pilchardus (European sardine), 1065 nucleotides. It is a transcript of the gene hbae4, whose product is annotated as hemoglobin alpha embryonic-4. Lineage: Eukaryota; Metazoa; Chordata; Actinopteri; Clupeiformes; Clupeidae. The coding region runs from base 336 to 761 and encodes 141 amino acids. Gene Ontology annotation, molecular function: haptoglobin binding; oxygen carrier activity; oxygen binding. The transcript has 3 exons. Gene Ontology annotation, biological process: hydrogen peroxide catabolic process; oxygen transport. Gene Ontology annotation, cellular component: haptoglobin-hemoglobin complex; blood microparticle; hemoglobin complex. The record is from RefSeq and is a predicted model, not a curated record.